Messenger RNA from Moneuplotes crassus, 333 nucleotides. The record is from the annotation of a GenBank genome assembly. NCBI's taxonomy places the organism in Eukaryota, Ciliophora, Spirotrichea, Euplotida, Euplotidae.
AUGAUAAAUAUCAGCAGUGUCGAGCAGCCCCUUGAUUUGCCAAAGUUGAUCGUCAGUUCUCAGAUGAAGGAUGCAUCUUCUGGCAAAGGAUCCAGUGAGAAGGUUUAUGUCAAAUGAAAAGGAAAUAGAGAACUUACAGGAACCUUGAUUGUCUAUGAUGUGCAUAUGAAUAUCCUCUUGAAAGAUUGUGUAGAAACAGUGACCAAAAGAUCUGAUGAUGAAGAUGAAGAUACUCCUCCAGAGAUUAUCACAAACCAUCACCCAUUUUUGUAUAUGAGAGGAGACUUAGUGAUCUUACUGUCAGUGUCAUAAAAUUCAAUAUUUGGCAAAAUA